This is a messenger RNA of Egretta garzetta (little egret), 2628 nucleotides long. It is a transcript of the gene TMEM150C, whose product is annotated as transmembrane protein 150C. NCBI's taxonomy places the organism in Eukaryota, Metazoa, Chordata, Aves, Pelecaniformes, Ardeidae. Bases 110 to 859 code for a protein of 249 amino acids. The record is from RefSeq and is a predicted model, not a curated record. The transcript is spliced from 8 exons.
GGUUUGUACAACGCCAAAUGCGAGAAAGGCAGACUCAGCCCAGAAGAGUUUACAGUCAAUGUCUCUGGUUGUAACACAGCAGCUCAACACCGGUUCCUAAGUGGCCUGUAUGGAUGGAAAGAAAUGCAGCGUGUGGAUGUUUUUACCUCUUGUGUUUACCCUGUUUACAUCAGCUGGAUUAUGGAUAGUGUAUUUUAUAGCAGUAGAAGAUAACAAAAUUCUCCCACUAAAUGUACCAGAUAGGAAACCUGGUUCCGAAAGACCACCUUAUAUAAGUAUUGCAGGUGAUGCACCUCCCGCAAGCUGCGUAUUUAGCCAAGUCAUGAACAUGGCAGCAUUUCUAGCGCUUGUUGUGGCUGUCCUGCGCUUCAUUCAGCUGAAGCCGAAGGUGCUAAACCCUUGGCUGAACGUCAGCGGCCUGGUGGCAUUAUGCUUGGUGUCUUUUGGGAUGACCCUACUUGGCAACUUUCAGCUUUCCAAUGAUGAGGAGAUCCACAAUGUAGGCACGUCGCUGACCUUUGGCUUUGGGACCUUGGCGUGCUGGAUCCAGUCUGCCCUCACCCUCAAGAUCAACCUGAAGAACGAAGGACGGAAAGUUGGGAUUCCACGAGUUGUCCUGUCAGCCAGCAUCACCCUCUGCGUGGUACUCUAUUUCAUCCUCAUGGCACAGGGCAUCCACAUGCAUGCUUCCAGGAUCCAGUGGGGCCUGGUGAUGUGCUUCCUGUGCUACUUCGGCACCUUUGCAGUGGAGUUCAGGCACUACAGAUUUGAGAUUGUUUGCUCUGAGUACCAGGAAAAUUUUCUGAGCUUUUCUGAAAGCUUAUCAGAAGCCUCCGAGUACCAGACAGAUCAGGUGUAGCCUGUCCUCUGGCAGGGGGAAGGGGGCAGGUGUGGUCUCAUGGGUUAAACAUGACCUCAUUUACACUUUUUUGAUGAGUUUGUUUUCAUGUGCAAUCAUGAUCGUAUUGCCAAAGGGCUCUGGAGGGUGGCUGUCUCAUUAAGAGCCAAACAAAAAUAGCUGUCUGCUGGAAGAGGAGUUCAGCGGCAGCAUGAGAGAGCACAAGCUGCUUUUGUGCAAGUUUGUGCUACCAGUGACUCUGAGUGGCUCUGUCACACUCCUGUUGUUGAAAACAUUCAACAGCCAGUCCCGGUGAUGCCUCUCUGAGACAGGCACUCCUCAGCCUGUUCUGCAGAGGAGGAGAUGAAGGAAAUGGACUUCUCUGGGCACCAGGAGUGUUCAGGAGUCACCAGUUCCCGAGUCACCAGACUGCAUCUUUCCUGUCUUUCUUGUGUUGUUUUCUUUGCUGCCAACUGGUGUAACUUGGUAGGGUGAGGAAUAGCGGCUCUUUCUUCUGGACUUGGAAUCAGGCAGUGGAAGACCCUAACUGACUGGGUUAGUUAGUUAGGCAGGCAUUUCUUCCAGCCUGGAAAGCAGCCAACAGUAAAGCCAGGUUUGGGAGAAACUGCUGUGAUCAGGAAGCGAGACUUGGCCGAUGCUGCCUUGUAGCUGGGCAGACCGUCCCCAGGCCAGUGGAGAUGGCACAGUAAGGUGCUGUGCUCAGCUUCGUGUUUCAGACUCAAUGGUGGGGACUGAUGGAAGCGAGGUGCUGAAUUAAGAUGGGAAUGCCUGUGUGCUCUGAAGAUGAUGCAGAAAAGGCUGCUCUUGUGUGCAGUGCUUCCACCACAUAUUGUCUGUAACAUUUCAAAAGCUUUUUUUUUUUUUGGUUCCCCAAGGGGGAAAACAUUGUGUUAGAGACACUGGGCUCACCUGCAAUGAGAACAGAACCAUUGCAGGUGGUUCUGGGCAUAAAGUUUGGUUUUGCUCCUUUGUGCACUUCAAAGUCAAACUUCAGACACACUGAUAAUAGGCCUGGGCUCUGGACCAGUUGUGUGUGGCCAGUUGUCCCGAGUGGAGUCUGCCAUGGCUUUAAGUGGGCUUCCAAGGUUCUGCCCCAGAGGUUGGGUGAUGUGGCCUGAGGGCUGGAGGUGCAGGAAGGAAGCAGCAAAACCAGAAGGGCUUCUCCCUCUCUGAAGGGAAAUUUUCAAACAGAAGGUCUGUUUUCAAAGAAAAAGCAGAAGCUCAAAGCCCCUGUUUGAAAACCUGAUUUUGGGAAGGCUGCUGUAUUGGCUGGGCAGGGGAGCAAUGGGAGCUGCUUCUCAUGAACAUGGCUCCUGUUUGCCUCCAUGAGUCAGGUUCAGCUUGGCUUUGCAUCUUGUUUGAGCUGCAGGAAAAUAAGCAGAAAUUAAAACAGUGGCAAAAGGCAUUUGAAGGAGAACUCAUACCACACCAUGGCAUUUCUGACAGAGAGGGAAAAGACACAAGGGCAUUCGGUCUUCACCAAAGGUCCGAGGCCUCUCCUGAAAGGAGAAACAGUUGAGAAAAACUUCUGCCAAAACUAGUGUAAGUAGAAUGUUGUCAGCUAGCCCUCUAUUGUUUGUGGGCCAAAAUUUGUUCUCAGGCAGCUGUGUUAUAAAUCCAGAGCAUCUCUACCCAACAGUGUUGUUGUUAGACUGCUGAAGGCCUCCUCCUUGUAGCUGUGUCAUUAGUGGGAAGCUUUCCUGGAGGCAUGUGCUGAGGGCGGCCCAAGGGCAUGGCAGUCUAAGGUGCAGGGCUCCCCAGCAGCGCAU